AUGGCGCCACAAGACACGUACAUCGACGAUGAGGAGGACUGCUGCCCUCUCUGCAUCGAGGAGUUCGAUCUCUCCGACCGGAACUUCCGACCGUGCCCUUGUGGAUACCAGUUUUGCUUCAAUAACAUCCGGACGAAUAUGAACGGUCUGUGCCCCGCUUGUAGGCGCCCGUACGAUGACAAAACCAUCCAGUGGAAAGUGGUCACACAAGAAGAGGUCGCCGAGUUUCGAGCCAACAUUCAGAAAAACCAGAAAAAGCGUGCUGCCGAGCAGCGCCAAAAAGAGGCACAGAAGCGCGAAGCCGAGAAAGAGAACCGCAAGAAUCUGGUUGGCGUCCGGGUGGUUCAAAAGAACUUGGUUUAUGUGACCGGUUUGACACCGACAAUCCGCGAAGACGAGUUGCUCAAGACCCUUCGCAAGCCCGAGUUCUUCGGCCAGUACGGGAAUAUCCUCAAAAUCUCCAUCAGCAGUCGCAAGGGCACCGACGGACAAAGCCAGUCUCUCGGCGUUUAUGUGACGUUCGAGAAGCCGGAGGACGCCGCUCGGUGCAUCCAGGCUGUAAAUGGGUCCCAGAAUGGCGACAGGAUCCUGAGGGCCCAGCUGGGGACCACGAAAUACUGUUCUGCCUGGUUGCGACAUGAGCAAUGCACAAACCGGCAGUGCAUGUUUCUCCACGAGCUGGGCGAUGAGGAGGAUAGCUACAGCCGGCAGGAUCUAUCUUCGAUGAACAGCAUCAACUCGCAGCGUCCGAUCCAUAAUUCGGGCCCCACUCGCUCGGCUUCGAGGCAGCAAGCCCACCCCUCGCCAUCCCCCGCAGUUGCGCAACCCAUGGCGAGAAGCUCGAGCAAGGACGGAUCGGACCAUGGCGGCGAUGGACCGGCGCUUCCGCCCUCAGCAAACUGGGCACGCAACCCACAGGUCCGGAGUCGCAGAGGCAGCCACGCGACAAGUGCUGCAGCUCCCAGCCCUGCUACUUCGAAUUCGGUACCGGCGACUGCCGGAUCCGCCGUCGAAGACUCGUCAGCGGAUUCUUCUGCUGCCACGGGUGCCGCUCGGCCUGCGGCGGCUACCGUGUCAAAGAAAUCUUCAGCCACGCCAGCGGAGAAAGCAAAGCGGAUUCCCCAGGAUGCUCUGAAGUCGCUGCUAAAGUCUCUGGAGGGGUGUUCGCUUGCCUGGCCUAAACCCGGUGGCGAUUUACCGCCAGAGGAGUUCAAUAAGCUCUAUCCUCCGCUCUUCGACAUCCGCGGCGGAAUGCGGCGCCGCGCCCUACGUGCGGCCGAAGAAAACAGCAGCGUUGGAGAACAGCAGUCGGGUGGCGCCCAGGAGGCGUCCGAAGGCGAACCUGAGAGCAGUGGUAGUCUGGCACUAGGCGGGGAACCCGAAGAUCGCGACCAUGGCCGCGACGGGUCCGGCUUUGACCCCCGCCGCGUUGCGCAGCUGCCGAUUCAGAGGGCCGGCACAAACGAUCUUUUUGGCCAGGCAGUCGGCUCCGGUUUCGCUCAGACCACCGCGAAUCUGGCUGCCAUUGGCGGGAGCCGCACAGUGACGCCCCAACAGCCCGCGUUCAUGCGCCAGCCGGGUAACUUUGUCGACCACCUGUCUGCGCAGGCGAAUCUGUUCCAGGGCCAGGGUCACAACCGCCAGGGCUCGCGUUUCAACUUUGCCAACGACGGGAGGGAUGCUGCGUCGGCUACGUCAGUGAAGCUGGCGGCCAACCCCAGGAUCAUGGCACAGCAGUCGUCGAUGAUGCCGUCGUCUUUCCACAACCAGCCCGGCGGCCAGUACUAUGCCAACUCCAUGCCCGGGCCGCCGCCCGGUCUCAAGUCGACAGGCACGCCUCCAGGCGUGUUUGGACAGCACGGCUUCGGCUCCGCCGCAUUUGGCGGCGCUACGAAGGACGCCAAUGAGAUGCUUCAGCUCUUCCGCGGCCGGGGUGCCGGCGGCCAGACGCACGAUGCCGGAAAGCUUGAUCUUGCGGACCCGAGUAUCCUGCAGGCGAGAAUGCAGUCUCAGCAGCACUUGCAGCAACAGAGCAAUGCCGGACUCGGACAGGGACUGUUCGGUGGUCAGUCGCAAGGUGGGUUUUGCACCGUCGGGGCUGAGGUGGCAUCGGUGGUCAUAAUAGAGCAUCAUUACACCGACGAUGAGCUGCCCUCCCUCGACGAGGUCAGAUCAAGCGUAGAUGCCCUCGUCGCCGACGAGCCCAUCAACGCAAAUAUUCGGCUGCCUCCGGGCGCAUUCGAGUCGCUUAGCCGCUCAGGGACACCGUCAGUACCUCCAGGGUUCUCAAUCCCCAGCGCCCACCCGUCCCCGGCCGUCUCGCAUUCGUCUCUGUUAGCCAACAGCGUCGGUCGUCAGACCCCUCCGGUUGCGCUACCUAAGGUGCCUGUCAAGCCUCCCGUCGCUGCAUCUAGCCCGCUGCUAAAGAAGGCCGUUACGCCGGUACCCGAGUCCAAGAAAGCGGUCAGGACCCUUGCCGCCGAAAGCGGUUUGUCGAAGGACAUUGCCAAAGCGAAGCAGAAGGUCUUGCAAGAUGAAGACUUUCCGGCUCUUGACUCGCCUAAGCCUAAACCCGCGACCACGCCCGUCGCUCAACCCAAGCCAGCAGUGAUUAAAUUAGGUGCAUCAGGCAGCAAAAAGUCACCGGAAAAGGCGGCGGACAAGGUGAAGGAGAAGGCUAAGGACAAGGACAAGGAAAACGAAAAGGACAAGGAAAAGGAGAAGGAGCAGGAAAAAGAAAAGGAAAAAGAGAAGAAAGAAACGGAAAAGGGAAAGGGGGAGAAAGAGCAGGACAAGGAGAAGGAGAAGGACAAAUCCUCGCCAGCGGCGGCGUCCAACCCGGCCCCAACCUCCGAGAGAAGUGAAACGUCUACGCCGGGGACCAAAAGUUCCGAAAAGGUCUCGGACAACUCUUCCGAGAAAGCGGCCGACAAGGUGGAGAAGCGCCCAGUCCCCGGUGUCCUGAACAUCGCCGCGGCGACCAAGGUAUCCCAGGUCAAGAACUCAGAGGCAAACUCCGCGACGGACAAGGCGACCUCAGAGCGCGAUUCGGCUUUCCCAGCGUUGCCGACCCCGACUCCCGUCUCGGCUCCGUCUCCCCUCCCUCGGACAGGUCCGAAAACUCUUAGAGUCGUGUCCACGCCUAAGACAGAAACACCGUCGACUCCGGUCCUGGCCGGCCCUGGUGUGAAGUCCGUGGCGGCAGCAGCGGGGGUACGCCCUGACACCCCCGCCAGCGAGUUGAUUUCGGACAGCGCGUCCAUUAUCUCGGCUUCUAUCUCCGCUUCGCGCACCAAUUCUCCGCCUCCAUCCAAGAUCGGCUCCGCCCCUCCCCGAACCACGACCAAGAGCCAGCAGCGUAAACAGCGCAAAGAGGCCUUGAAGAAGGAGUCAGCGAGCAUCGCCGCGCAGCCCGUCAAGGUCGAGCCGGCCGUUGAGAUCGGCCCUAUCGUCGGUCGCAAGAAGAAGCAGAAAAAGGACAAGGAGAAGCCAAGCAACAAGACUGCUACUCCUGCGGAAAGUCGUCCCGAUACGCCUUCGACGACCAACCCAGCCUCUGCCAAGGAGACCAAAGAAGGUUCCGAGAACAAGGAGACUAAGGAGACCAAGGACGCCAAGGACGCCAAGGACGUCAAGGAGGCCAAAGAGGUCAAGGAGGAGUCUUCGGCCUAUCGGUCGACGGCAAACGAGACGACCACCUUGACUGACGAUCCCCCGUUGCAAAGCCGGUACGCUAGCUUGAAGAGUAAGGCCAGCGACAAACAGGACAAGAGCCAAGAUGCGUCGACUCCGAGAACCCUGCCCACUCCCGCCUCGGUUUUGCGCGACCUUCAAGCGGCCGAGCUGGUACCGAGCAACUUGGAGGACCUACCCAUCUUCAAGCCGGUCAACGUCCAGGUUGACAAGUCGCGGAACGAGGCUGUCAUGACGGGGCUUCGGGAGCAAGCGGCCAAGAACUCCAUGGCACCAACCAAGUCGAUCGUCACGGAGGACGACCAAGCCGCGCUCCUCGCGGGCAAGCCGGUCCGCAAGGUGGUGGACGGCACCCGCAUCCUCCUGACUCCCAACGGGGACUGCAUUCGAAACCUCAGCCCCGAGGAGGAAGAUCGCUUUCUCGAGCUCCAACAGCGCGUUGCUGAGGCGGCCGCCAGUCCCGCCGCCUUUGUCUCAUCUCGACAUGAGGCCGGUGGUGGCUUCAGCCUCAUCAAAGGCCGCGCAGUGCCCAACGGGCCCCCGAGUUAUUUCCCACCGGCACCCGGUGCCUAUCCCUCCGACCCGGUGAACAAGAUCCAGCGCGAGGAAGCCAUCUAUUAUAUCAACCAAUACGUUCUCCCGCGGCUGAACCUCAACUCCCGGGAUAUGAGCCUGCCCAAAGCAAUGUCAACUUGGACUACUGACCCGCGGGGAUCUGCCGCCGCGAACCUCAGCUCAGUCGCGCCGUGGCUGUAUGGCAGUAUUGGCGGCAGCUCAUCAUCCCCUUCUCACCUGCCACCGCUGUCCCACGAUGACAUCCUAGACGCCGGCGCCGCCGCCCCGGAGCUGAGCUAUCCGGGUCCGGUAGGAGCAUUUGCCGACGACUUGCACCACCACGACACGUACCAACAGCAACCAAACCAAGCCGCAUCCUCCUCCUCCUCGUCGUCGGCUCUCCCCGCCGGCACGGCCGCCGGCGGAGGCAGCGGCGGCAGCAACAGCGGCGGUAGCAACCUCACUUCGCCCGGCGCCUUCGGCAACGUCCCGCUGAUGUCGCUCGAGGACGCCGAGCAGGCACUCUCCGCGGCGCGCAAAGAGACGGAGAAGCUGGAGAAGAGCCUCAACCAGCUGAUGCGCAAGAACCGCAGGCUGCUGAUGGCGCCGGUCCAGGGGCCGCCGGCCAUCCCGGCCGGCGGCGGCGGCAGCGGUGGAGGGGACGCGGGCCAUUGACUAGCCUGGGCGCCGUCGCCGUCAUCCCCCUUGUCGUCCGGGCUCGGCGGCGGCCCCAUACUGGGCAGCGUUGGUCCUGCGGCGGCGACGGCGGCGACGGCGGUGGUGAUGGAGGGGAGGUAUCAAGGCGGCCGGCGCGCCCCGGGCGCCGCCGCGGGGUGGAGGAGGAACGGAGAGGGAGGGAGCGUGUUUGCCAGCCGCCGGGACGCCGUGGCGGCCGCGGCCGUGGCCGUGGCGCUCGCGCGCCUGCUCAGGGGGCUGAGCAGCAUGGGGGAGGCCGUCUUCGCGGCGGUCUGGAUGGCCGUGGUGCUGAUGGAGAGCGU
This is a messenger RNA of Thermothelomyces thermophilus ATCC 42464, 5246 nucleotides long. RefSeq lists its product as uncharacterized. Bases 1 to 4923 code for a protein of 1640 amino acids. Gene Ontology annotation, cellular component: CCR4-NOT complex. The transcript is spliced from 8 exons. Gene Ontology annotation, molecular function: RNA binding; ubiquitin-protein transferase activity. Gene Ontology annotation, biological process: protein ubiquitination. NCBI's taxonomy places the organism in Eukaryota, Fungi, Ascomycota, Sordariomycetes, Sordariales, Chaetomiaceae. The record is from RefSeq and is a predicted model, not a curated record.